Messenger RNA from Triplophysa rosa, 4843 nucleotides. It is a transcript of the gene gpc4, whose product is annotated as glypican 4. Gene Ontology annotation, biological process: regulation of signal transduction; regulation of protein localization to membrane; cell migration. NCBI's taxonomy places the organism in Eukaryota, Metazoa, Chordata, Actinopteri, Cypriniformes, Nemacheilidae. The transcript has 9 exons. The record is from RefSeq and is a predicted model, not a curated record. The coding region runs from base 553 to 2226 and encodes 557 amino acids. Gene Ontology annotation, cellular component: synapse; plasma membrane; extracellular region. Gene Ontology annotation, molecular function: protein binding.
GUGCUCGCGCAGCCCUGACUCUGCGCUGAGAUCUCGCCGCGCUCACAAGUGACUCCUCCAUUCCCACUCAGCGUCCCGAGAGAGGGAGAAAACUUUCCUGAAACUUUUUUAUCACCAUUACAUCGCGUCUUCUCCUACAGAGCCAACGCGGAUCUCCUCAAGCGAAGAAACGGGUUAAUAAGUAACUUGUCUUUACCGCACGGUUUGAACGUGCGUGCGCAUUUGUAGCGCUUGGCUUUUCGUACUUGUGCUUUUGUUUUUCUUUGAAAAGUCUGAAGUUUUAACGAAGAGCGAAACGUCGUGACUUCGUCGCCUUUGUUUUCUACCUUUUGGUCACUUUUAAUCUGUUGCACAUUAACGGGAGUGUUUCGCUCGCCGAGGCCCGGAGUUUUAUUGCUCGAGACAAAAAUCAGUUCGCUCGAGCGUUUAAAAUCAGUGAAGUUACACAGAUAGACGGCGCAUCUCCAUGAGGAAACCCGAAGUGGGAAUCGAAGAGAUCUCGUGACUUCGUUUUAUUUUUCGUUGGUGCUCCAUUGCUCAAGGUAGUCGGCGAUGAAGCUGAUAGCUCUAUUUACUGUAUGUCUGUCGGUGGUGGUUUUGGCGUCGGCUCAGGCUGAACAGAAGUUAAAGAACUGCAAUGAAGUCAGAACUGCGUACAGCUCGAUAGGCUUCAACGUCAACGAUGUUCCCAACAAAGGAGUGCAUGGAUCCCAUCUGAAAGUCUGUCCCCAAGGUUUCUCUUGCUGUACUCUUGAGAUGGAAGAGAAGUUGAGUCAGCAGAGCCGCACGGACCUCAAAGCGCCCAUCCAUCAGCUCAGCUCCAACCUGCAGAGCACCUUCACCCAGAGACACCGUCACUUUGACCAGUUCUUUAGAGAGCUGUUGAACAAUGCUGAGAAAUCCCUUAACGACAUGUUCGUCCGGACCUACGGCUUGAUGUACGUAAAGAACGCCGAACUUUUCAAGCACUUCUUUCAAGAGCUGCGACGAUACUAUUCUCACGGGAGCAGCGCCGUCAACCUGGACGACAUGUUGGCGGAGUUCUGGACGGAGCUUCUGGAGCGCAUGUUCCGGUUGGUCAACGUUCAGUACGAGUUUAAUGACUCGUACAUGGAGUGCGUCAGCAGACACAUGGAGCAGCUCAAACCCUUCGGCGAUGUCCCGCGCAAGCUCCGCCUACAGCUGACACGGUCCUUCAUCGCAGUCCGCACGUUCACCCGCGGCCUGGCGCUCAUGCCCGAAGUGGUGGGCAAAGUCUCCACGGUAAGUGCGUCUCCGAGCUGUGUGCGUGCGGCUAUGAAGAUGUUAUACUGCCCGUAUUGUACCGGCCAGGUGGCAUUGAAGCCCUGCAAGAACUACUGUCUCAACGUCAUGCGUGGCUGCCUGGCCAAUCAGGCCGACCUGGACGCAGAAUGGAAUAACUUCCUGGAUGCCAUGUUGGGUCUUGCUGAGAGAUUAGAGGGGCCAUUCAACUUCGAGUCCGUCAUUGAUCCCAUAGACGUGAAGAUUUCGGAUGCCAUCAUGAACAUGCAGGAGAACAGCAUACAGGUCUCACAGAAGGUGUUCCAGGGUUGUGGGCAGCCUAAACCCAACACGGCUUUCCGAACAAAGCGCUCUGCUAAAGACUCAGGGUUCCCCGGGCGUUUCCGACCCUACAGCCCUGAAGCCAGACCCACCACUGCAGCUGGCACCAGUUUGGACCGAUUGUUGACGGACGCCAAGAAGAAGCUCAAACACGCCAAGAAGUUCUGGUCCACGCUUCCAGACACAGUCUGUGUUGGAGACAGGGUCACCCCGGGUGAUGAGUGCUGGAAUGGCACCGCCAAAAGCAGGUAUGAAUCUGUCGUUAUGGGCAGCGGCUUAGCCAAUCAGGUGUCAAAUCCUGAUGUGGAAGUUGACAUCACCAAACCAGACAUGGUCAUUCGUCGUCAGAUUGCGGUGCUGAAAGAAAUGACCAGCUGGCUUAAAGCUGCCUACACUGGCAACGACAUCUCAUUUAACAAUGAGGAUGCCGGCAGCGGAGAGGAAAGUGGAAGUGGCUGUGACGCCCCCUCUUGCGACAGCGAUGGAGAUAUCUACUUCUCCACCCCGUCACCCAUCAAGCCACGUAUCAUUAAGACUAAAAGCAACGACCCGUCCUCUGGUGGAACCCAGUUGGCACCCUGCAUCCUGGCACUGGCAGCGGCGGCUCUCCUGCUGGCCUUGCUCACUCUCCACACAAGAUAAAAGCGGCCAAAUGAGAGAGGAUGAGUGUUUGUAAGAAUUUGAAAGAGAGAGCAGAAAACUGCUAUAGGACAUUACAGAGACUGCUUUCAGGAUCUGCCUCUGCCUGCCAUCUGGAGAACACACUCAAGUUAUUCAUAUUCAAAAAAACUUCACUUUAUUUUUGUUUGUUUAUGAGAGCGGACUUCAUUUAUGUACAGCUUUAAGUUUCCACGCAGCAUUACGCUUCCUCACAUUCAGUCUGUCAGUUUUGUUUUUUCAUGGCUGUAGUACUCAGAAUAGGUUGUGUGUGCGUGCUUGUGUGUGUGUGUCAGUCUGUUUGUGUGAAUGCUAUGUAUGGAUGGCUGUAUAUAUCAUCUGAGCGCUUUAAAUAAUCAAUCAAUAUAGCACAGGUAUAAACUGAUUUAAGCAAAUCUGUAUGAAGUACUAACUAGACAGGAUUUUUAACCCGUUUCUGCGAAUUUGUGUGUGUGUGUGUGUGUGUCCUUGCUUGGAUGCUUUAGUUAGCUGUUUGUUCCUGGAUGUUGAGGAAGAAAACAUAGGAUGCCUUACAUUGGUCCUUUAUCUGGAAGGACUUACGCAAGCAAGGGCUGUGACCAACAGGAAUGUGCAUUUGUGUGUGUGUGUGUGUAUGUAUACGUUGCUGCCUUGAUGAAUGAAGUCAGAGAGACUCAUGGGAAAGAAUGUUCUAGCUAAGUGGGUUGAGUAGGUUUGUCAAGGAGUGCAUUAUGAUUUGUAUUCGGCAGGUUUUUUUUUUUAGUCUUCCAAGUCCUCAGUAUCGCAGCCCCCAUCUCAUCAUCCCAUAUACUUUGUGGUCCAGUGAAUGUAUAACUUGAGAAUAUAGUCUUCACUAAUAACUUAUUGUGUGGAUUAUGUCACAGAAAGGAGCUUUGGUUAGGUAAGGUGUCUUAUGUGAAAGUUAAUGGAUGAAGAGGCUUUUCAUAGCACAGCAUACACGUGUAUCCUGUAUGAUGUGGAGGGUAUGGCCUCGGUAAGGUUUUUACUGCAUGGAUGUUUAUUUAUGAACUUACAGGAGGGCAGUUAGAUAAGAGCAUGACACUGCAGAUGGCUUCAGACUGAGCUGUCAGGAUGGAAAUGAAUAAUGAUGAAUUGUACACAGGGUUAUAUGAUGAGGUGUUUUUGUUUUGCUAGAAGUUUAUUUUAAGGUAUUAAUGAUAUAAAACUAAGUGAUAGGUACUGCAGCUGAUUCCACUUCACCAGAAUGGCAACCGGUGCUGAGAGAGUGGAUGGCCUCAGAUUUUUCUUUCAUUUUUUGUUUGUUUGCAACAUAAUUUCUGACCUUUUCCAUUCCCAAUUGUCAGUUAUGUUUGCAUUUUAAUAUUCAUAGAAAAUCAAUCUUUGGUACGGUGUUUAAAGUCAUUCCUCAUUUAGCGUAAUAGACAAUAUGUGGUACGAUCUAACACUUGUUUUAUGUUUUUUUUUAAAUAAUUUUUAAUCUAAGUUGCUAUAAAUACGUUUUCCACACAAAUGUUGGACAAAUGCAGUGUUGGUUUCCUCAGUUAUGUACUGAAGAGCUUUCCACCCCUUCUCAGAAAACUUACCCCUCAUUCUUGUACAGUAAGUUAUUUAACCACACAUCUAUUUGAAAGGCAGCAUGCUUUACUCUACUAGGUCUCUUAAUAUCAGUAUUCACAAUAUUUAUAUCUGUAGAGGAUACAUUCUAAUGAUUUGACAAUUGUAAUUGAUGGUUUUGUAUUGGCUACAGAUUUCAUGUAAUGUAACAUUUAGAUUUUGUAAAGCAAAGCUACCAUUAUCUUUUCUUAAUCAUCAUAGUUCUAUGUAUGGGGAUUGUGAAAAUUGUACAAGGUGAUGCAAGGACGGGGCUGGCCAUAAGUUCUUGAUUGUUCCUGACGUCACAUGCACUUUUAAUUGGCAUUCAAAUACCUCACGGCAAGUUUUAAAUGCUAUCUGCAACAUGCAUUUUUAUCCUAAAUGCUACAUGAUUUAAACUUAUUCAUUUUUCUUUAUCCAUUUCAGUACAUGUGUAUGAAUGGCCAGUCCUAAGACACGAAGAGAUAUUUGUCAGGGUUUCAGGGGGCAUGGAAAGAGUAAAGAUCUCUGUACAGAAGUGAUGCUCCACACCUCAGAUUGAUGAUGUAGUUUUGUCCAGGCUGAUUUGCUAUGUGUGCCAUGAUUCGGAAGCAAUAUUUGUUUUCUACCCUUUCGUAUGAUUCAAAGCUUCCCACUGUCACAUGUAGGAUGUAAAGACCAGGAAUAAGUGUCUCAUUUUCAAAGUAAAUAUGACAUGGACAUAUCAAGACAUGGACACAUCAAGACAUGGACACUUGUUUGACGAGGAUUCUUACCCGAACCAGUGUCAUCAUUAAUCUGGAUACUGAACUUUAGAUGGACAGAUUGCGGUUGUUGUUUGCCUGCUGCCCUGUACAGUGAUGAAGAGUGAAGAAAGAGAGAGACUAAAAGACAGUAAGAAAUUGUAAAUAAUGAGCAGUCGAUUUAGUGGUCUCUGAGAGAUGUUCAUCAGAUUUUACCCAUUCAGAGUGUCUUCUUAAUAUGGGGAAAACAAAGUGAUAGAUGCUAAAAAUGUAAAAGAAAAGUUAUAUUAAACAUUUCCUAGUCUUGUUGAAAUAAAGACUGCAGA